UCUCUCUGUUGUCGUCCUCGGCUCAUGGUUCUGCCUCCCUAUCGGAUGGCGGAGUUCGUGGUGCCGCGGCACAGCGCGGUAAUGGAGCGGCUCCGCCGGCGGAUCGAGCUGUGCCGGCGGCAUCACAGCGCCUGUGAGUCCCGCUACCAGGCCGUGUCUCCUGAGCGCCUGGAGUUGGAACGCCAACAAACCUUCGCUCUUCAUCAACGCUGCUUGCAGGCCAAGGCCAAGCGAGCUGGGAAGCACCGCCAGCCGCCCCUUCCUCCCCCGGCAGCACCCCCGCCAGCCGCCCCGUCGCAGCCUCCUUCCUCUGCUCCAGCUCCUGGUUCCGUGGGCUCUGCCUCUACCUCCACUUCUUCCGACAGGCCUGGAAUCAACGGCCUGGACGCCGACACCGCGGGCGGUGAACAGCAGCAACAGCACGGCCGUAGCAGCGCCCUCAUUGCGCAGCUUCAUGAAACAGUGAAAAGGAAGCUUGAUAGUUCUGUUUCCCCUCAGAAUGGUGACCAGCAGAAUGGCUAUGGGGACAUGUUUUCUGUGUCCAAGAAAUUACGGCAUGAUGAUAGUCUUGGUGGGUUGAGUGGCUCCUCCAACGGAAUUCCUCCUGUAUCACCUCUGCACCAGCUUGACAGCAAACCUCCCAGUGGGGACACUUUACAGCUUAAUGGAAAACAUUCCAUGGGGCUAGAUGGCAUCAGCAAAAAGUGUCUGCCGGAUUCUAACCUUCAGCUAAAUGGAAGCAGUGAUGCUGAUGACUCGUUUGCUAUGGUUAUUAACAAGGAGCUCAAACAAGAACCAGAUGAUCUUCCCUGUAUGAUUACAGGACCAGGAAGCUCUAUAUCUCAGAACAAUUUGAUGUCUGAUCUUAACCUUAAUGAGCAAGAGUGGAAGGAGCUCAUUGAUGAACUUAACAGGUCAGUGCCUGAGGAGGACAUGAAAGAUCUAUUUACUGAAGACUUCGAGGAAAAGAAGGAUGUUGAUUCUUCAAACUCAGCUGCACAAACUCCAUUACCACAAGACAUCAUUAUAAAGACUGAAUUUUCCCCAGCAGACUUUGAACCAGAGCAGAUGGGAUCUCCACAAGUCAGGGCUAGUUCUGCUGGCACAACAUUCAUUGGUACCUCUUCUGUCCCUGUUAGUGCAGCUUCUCCAGCUGUUAGUAAUUCUCAAACUAUGUUUCAGCCGUCCAAUCAGUCAGUGACUGAAAAUCCCAACCAAUCCAUGAUGCAGCCAUCAAACCAGUCUCCAAAUGUGCAGAGGCCUCUACCUAGUUCAUUGUUAUCUGGACAAAGUACAGGGGGUGCCAAAGAGAUGUCAUCUGCAAAACAGCUUCAGCAGAUAGCUGCCAAGCAGAAGAGAGAUCAGUUGUUACAGAACCAGCAGCAGGUCCACCAACCCAACCAGAUUUCUAGCUGGCAGCAGUCUGGAUCUUCUCACAGUCCAUUGGCUGUCCCAUACACUAUGGAAAAUCCCACUAGCCCUUCAAUUUACCAACAGGACUUCAGUAACCAGAAACUCAUGAUGUCUAGUAUGCCAAACAAGAGUUCUCCCAGGGCUGGAGGUAAUUAUCAUGGUGGAAAUAUAUUAAGCCAUCAGCCAAAUAGCUUGAACCAGAACUCUGUGUCUAAUCAAAGCUCUGUGCUAGACUACGGGAAUACAAAACCUCUUUCACAUUAUAAAGAAUGUGGCCAAGGGGUUACAAUACCAGGCCAGAACAAGCCCCCUAUGUUGGCAUAUAUGCCGCAGCGCCAGCAACCUACACUGCCUCAUAUGAGCGAUGAGCAGAAUGGGAUGUUUGUGAUGAAGAAGUCUGGAAGUAUUGCUUAUAGGCCUCUAGGACCACACAGCCAGGAUCAAAAUCCUUCUGCUGGUGUUCCUCGCAUUCCUGUUUCUGUUCCUGGCCCUGGUGUGAACGCACAGCCUCCUAAUGUUUCCAUGGCAGGUAACCAUGGCAACACAGCCUAUCUCAACAGUCAGCAACAAGCAGCUGUAAUGAAGCAGCACCAAAUGCUACUAGAUCAGCAGAAACAGAGGGAACAGCAACAGAAGCAUUUGUUAAUGGAACAACAGAAACAGUUUCUAAUGGGACAGAGGCAACUUCUUGCUGAACAGGAGAAGCAAAGACACCAUCAGGAGCAACAGCUCCAGAGGCAUCUAACUCGACCACCCCCUCAGUACCAAGAUCAGACACAGAAUCCAUACCAACAGCAGGUUGGACAGUUCACAGGCUCAUCUCCAGCAAUGGCAGGGGUAAACAAUUUAGGCCAGUCCAACUCCAGUAGUCCACGCAUAUUUUCUCAAACUCAGAACAUGAUCCAGAUUGGAACUGGGCACAGUUCUGUCUCAACAAGUGGUGGUCAGCAGGAUAGAGGAGUACCUCAGUAUACUGGCCUGCAGAACAUUCAGCGAAGUAAUUUGUAUAACAUGGCAUCAGGUAUGACACAAAUGGUCCCACAGCAUGCAACUACAAGUGCCAAUGGACAGCCACAGAUGCAAAGACAACCCAGUUUGGCUCAGGGUACGGCUCUUCCUGCUGGAUAUGGACAGAGCACCCUAGGAAAUUCAAGCAUUUCUCAACAACACAAUAAAGGAGCACUGAAUCCUACAUUAUCCAAACCCCAGAUGGCAAGAAUGCCAACAGCUAUUGGAGCCCAAAAUCCAUCAUGGCAACACCAAGGUAUAUCAAAUAUGAACAACCAGGCACAAGGAAAUAGUGGUUUAGGGACAUUUACUGCCAGCUCCACUUUCCACAUGCAGCAGACCCACCUAAAAUUGACCAGUCAACAGUUUGCGCAAGGGAUGCCUCAGGUAAGCCUCAACACCAGCAGGCCAAUGGCUUCUAUGAACUCAGCCGUCUCUGGACAGAUGUUGUCAUCCAUAGGUGCCCAGCAGAGGACAAACUCUUCCAACCAGCAGCCGGUCCCAUCACAACAGGUCUUGCCAGGUAUGAGUCAGGCUGUCCCAGAUCUGUCUUCUUUCAGCCAGAAUCAGAGCCAGCAACUGCCCAACAGAGGCAAUCUGCACUGUAGCCAAGGGUAUCCAGUGAGGACAGCCAGUCAGGAAAUGCCCUUUGCCUACAACAGUCCAUCUGGGGGCAAUGGACUACAGAGCUUAACCGGGGAUACAGAUCUCAUAGACACUUUGUUGAAAAACAGGACUUCAGAAGAGUGGAUGAAUGAUCUGGAUGAAUUGUUGGGAAAUCAUUAAAAUGAUGAUUGGUGUCUAUCCUUGAAUCUUUUUUUAAUUACAAACUAUCUUUGGACCAAAUACCUGUGGCAUUAAGAAGAUUCACAGGCACUAGUGGGAAUGUAUUGGAGUUGCUCCCUUCUGGGUCUAACAACGUGAGAAGGAUGCACCAGUUUAAAUAGCUUGGUCAUUUUUUGUUGCGUGUCUGGAACACUGCACAUGAAUAUAAUCCCAAUUGGUAUGUUGUAUACCCCAGCCAGCCCUUUAGAAAUUUCACUUUAACAGUGUUUUGCAUUUUGAAGAUUUAAAUGCAAACCCAUGCAGUUGUGGUGCGGAAAGUUAAGCCAGCAAUGAAGACUCCAUAUAUAUUCAGUGUUAAGGCAAUCUUUCUUGCAAUUAAUACUUGACAGGUUUCUAGAUCCUAGUUUGGCCUGCUAACCAGUGAAAGUAAUACCCUUCCAACUUUUUUCUGAGGAAAGAAUGUGUAGCCCUUGUUCCUUUGCAGGAUCCUCUCUUAUUUUGAGAGGGCAAUCUUCUAGUCACCAGUGAUGUGUGCGCCUGCAUUCUCAGCAAACAAGAUGUGAGCAUUCACAGUAAUAGUGAAGGGUUUCUGUGUUGGAGAUUGUCAAGCGUUAAAACAUGUCCAGCAGUAGGUUCCUAUGGACUUAAACUGGGGAACUCAGUCUUAAUUGGCUUAUGGCUUACUAAGUUAAACAAUUUGCACUCUGCUGUGGAGGGAGACUGAGCUCUUGGUUUUUAGAGGAUUUUUUUUUUAAUUGGAGAAUCGGACUUCAAAUCAAGUGUGUGCACUUUUUCUAUCUCCUUUCCAGCAUUCAUUAAAUGAGAGUCGAAUUAAUCCUCUCUUAUUCAGAGGCCAUUUAUAAUUAGCAAUGUUGUUGUCACACACAUGCUGUACCAAUAAGAACAGGAUCUAGUUCUUUUGGUCAAGUAUGUGAAGCAGCCCUUGUGCCUUGGAAGUCGUUACUAACAUGAAAACAUUUGCAAUAAUGGCACAGGGAGCUGGGGGAGGCAUAAUACUUUAAUAAAGGUUGUUCCAUUGUGAGAUUCCCCCCCCCUUUCCGGGAAAAAUAGUGAUUUGAUCUCUAUAAAUAUAUAGAAUAAUCUCCAGUGAAGCAGAUGCUGCUAUUUCAUCGUUGUCCAUGGAGAUACUUUCAUGGAUGUGUUGGGUCAGUCCCAUACAGGGCAAGGAAAAGAGAAUUGUUCUUAACGUUUUACCAAAAAAUUCUUCUGCUUGCCAACAAGCCACCUUUUGCCUUAACCUUUAGUUUAUAAGGGUGAUAAAUUUGAAAGUUGUUUUAGAUGCACAGAUACCUCUCUGUUCCCUACUCUGGGUUUGGUUUUGUUCUUUGAUGAACAGGACUAUUUACCUCCUGUUACAAGGAUCCUUAAUUUACUACAUCACACCUGCAACUGAAAAUCAAAGAAUUUCCUUCACAUCCAGCACAUUCAGGAGCUACACAAGAAAAGUGUGAAGAUUUAAGUCUGGGAUAUUUUAGGCAGGGGAACAGUUAAGGGAUAAAACAGUUGAACCAUAGGAAAGAAAGGACAUAUUUUACUGUAUCUGCAGUGUUUUCCUCAAAUGUGCACUUUGGAAAAAAAAUCUGCUUUAACACUACUUUUUUUUUAAUUUAAUCUUUCCCAUUGGUUUUGUUUUAUAUACUUGCCGCCCAUGAGCAAGUUCCAUAUGCCGUGCUAAACAGAUUUUUGUAUUGUAUCUUGAACUGUUGAUGGGGAAUAAAUGGUAAAAGCUGCAUGGUGAUGAGUGGGUCCACUGCUGAAUGUCCAAACUGAAGCAAUUUGCAUUACUUGUAUAUUUUCUAAGAGGUGGUUAAUUUAAUGAAUGAAAAAUAGGUGUUACUGAAAUUGUAAGUGAAUUAGAUUAGAGUGAAAUUUACUAAUCUUUUCCAUAAGUCAGCAGUUGAGUGAAAUUGUUUCAGUGAGCUUGGUUUAAUCAAAGAAUUGGUCUAAGAUGAACGUCAUCAGGAAAAUUUCCUUUUAAUCUUUGUAGCUGCUUUUUUGGCCAGGGAAGGGGUUGGGGGGGGGGAGUCAAAGUGGAGAUAACUGUACUCAUUUUGUAAACAUUUAGAAUUUUGCACCAGUGUGCCUUCCUUUUCUUAUUGGAGGUGCUUGGGGACCUCAUAGUUCUUAACUGUCUGGGUUCUGCUGAUUUCCCCCUUCGGCACACUGAAAAAUAACAGAUUUUAUGGAAUUAAAUGAUAUUAAAUUCUAGAUGGAUUUCCCAACUAGAAUCUAGGUUAAAGGAAAAUUCAACACCUUUCUAAUGCUACAAUCAGAAUUUGAUGUCCAGUAAAAGGCUGAUAAUCUCCUCCCUAUCUUUGUUGUAGUUAUAUAGGGCUUUGUCAACUGUAGGCCUAUGCUGUUUGACUUAUCCAGAUAAAGCAAAUUGUUAAGCAAACUGGCCUAGAAUGUUUUUGGACUGGGAUGUGAAAACAAAUCCUUUUAAACUUGGAUUUAAGAACUUUUAAAUUCUUGCACACUGUCCAUCCAUAAUUGUUCAGACCUUUAAAAUGUAGCAUUGGUGGAACAAUAUUGAUGCGGAAUUUAGUUAUCAUUGGACACGGAGGCUGGGUUGGGAAAGGCCAAGUGCUGUCCUUCCGUCACUUGCAGCAGUUCAUAAAUGGAUAUAUGCACUUCAGCUUUCCAUUUGCUGCAGCUUCAGAGCAAUAAGAUGUGGCUCCGCUGAGCUUUACCUAGCCUGCUGCCUCAGCUUUAUUUAUAGACUAUGGUCACGGACAGGUGAGGUGGUGUGAAAAUGUCACUGUUCAACACCCACUGCCUUCCAAGAACCCCACAACUCAAUUGAAAGGGUGCUCAGUUUUCUAUUCUACACAUUUUCUUUGUGUAAAUAAAUGUUUACAGUUUUAUAUUAAAAGAUUAAAUAAGAGUUAGAUCUUCUGAGUGUAUAUUUUUUACUUUUUAUAGAUUUUAAAACUAUAAUUCUUUAUAUAUAUGUUGGGGGUGGUUAUGAUACGUUUUACACUUGUUUAAAUUGUGAACAGUUCAGAUUUGAUGCUAACCUGUUUUGUCAUUGAAAUGUAUAGAGCCCAUUAAUCUCAUCUUUCUUUAAUUACAAUUACUGUGGCACACCAAAAAGAAAUCUUUCAUUUCUGUUAUGUCAUUAUAAAAAAUAAAUAUUUUGCUAGUGU
Elgaria multicarinata webbii is the source of this 6374-nucleotide messenger RNA. It is a transcript of the gene MAML1, whose product is annotated as mastermind like transcriptional coactivator 1. The transcript has 5 exons. Gene Ontology annotation, biological process: positive regulation of transcription of Notch receptor target; Notch signaling pathway. Gene Ontology annotation, cellular component: nuclear speck; nucleoplasm. Gene Ontology annotation, molecular function: transcription coactivator activity. The record is from RefSeq and is a predicted model, not a curated record. Bases 25 to 3207 code for a protein of 1060 amino acids. NCBI's taxonomy places the organism in Eukaryota, Metazoa, Chordata, Lepidosauria, Squamata, Anguidae.